GACGUGGCGAAAACAAUCCCUGGUGGCAGCUGGAUAUGGGCAAGAAGGAGCGAAUCGUGAAGGUCCGCAUCCUAUCAGAGCCAGACAGUUGCCAGCUGUCAAAGUAUGUCAACAUGACCUGCACCUUGAAAGGAGCCAUCGUGGGCGUGAGCUCCAGACCAUGCAUAGGAGAUCGAUGCUCUGGUACUCAGUGCGGGUCUCUUGACGAGCCGGGAUCAGAUGGCUACCACGAGAUCUCCUGCGGCAUUGCUCCGGACUACCCGGAGGGCCAAUAUGUCUAUGUCCAGCUCGAGGGCAACCGGAAUUUGCAUUUCUGGGAGCUUAUCGCCUACAAGGUCGCCAUGGCUGUCCCCGCCAAGGGCACGCCGAGCACGAGUUCCGUCUACGAGGGCGCCAUUGCCGACUACUGCUCCGAUGAUGACGAGACCACGCGCUGCAGCACCGCUUGGAAUGAAGGUCGUGGCGAGCCGGACCCCUGGUACCAAGUCGACCUGCACACGCCCGAGUCCAUUGAGAAGAUCCAGUUCUUCGCCAAGCCGGAUGGUUCCACGUCCACAUCUUCGUUCCAGAACUUCGUCUCCACCUUCGCAGACGGCGUCUGUGACGGCUACAUCUGUGGCAACCUCACGGAGCGAUUCUACAAGGAUGACUGGCAGCUGGGUGGCCUUUGCAUGGGCUUUUGUCCGGUUCGAGAUUUCCUGCGGCGGAAUGGCUGGCCGGUACGUGUUCGUCCAGCUGCCCGGCAAGCGCGUCCUCAAUUUCUUUGA
Symbiodinium sp. CCMP2456 is the source of this 767-nucleotide messenger RNA. The record is from the annotation of a GenBank genome assembly. Lineage: Eukaryota; Dinophyceae; Suessiales; Symbiodiniaceae.